Messenger RNA from Styela clava, 1863 nucleotides. RefSeq lists its product as uncharacterized. NCBI's taxonomy places the organism in Eukaryota, Metazoa, Chordata, Ascidiacea, Stolidobranchia, Styelidae. The record is from RefSeq and is a predicted model, not a curated record.
GGUUCUUCACUUGACAAAUUGAUAAGUCGAUUUCUUCUCCCCCAACGACUGUUCUCCCCUAAUAAAUUUAAACUCAUAUUCUGUAUCCACGAGAUAAAAAUCAAAGACAAAUGCGUGACUCCGUACACAACAUCUGCCGGGAAAUUCGUUUUCUUUUAGCUCUUCCAGUCAGUAAUCAGUAGUCCCAGCCUUCAGCAACCCAUUUCAAGCCAUAAGUUCUUCUUUUUCAAUAUUCUUACAUUGGCUUUCCGUACUAGUACGACACUGCUGUGGUGCAGUAAAGUUGAAUUUGAAUGGUACAGUGGUAUUAACUGACGGGAAUCUUAUUUCUCAAUAUAAGAAUAUUGUGUUUGAGGAAUUCGGUCUGUCGGUGUAGAAAAAUGACAAGUAAAAAAUAUUUAUACCAACCUGCACCAGAGCAUCUGCCGCCGGAUUCUACAUCUUUUCUACCUCAAGGCGAUACUUCUCAAAUGAAGAAGAAUGUUCCCAAGAUCAAACAGGGAGUUCUCGAGACAUCUCAAAAAGGAAAUAAACCUCUCACAAGCACUUUGAAGUCGUCGAAGACGAAUAAACAAAAGGAAAGACCAAAACCUCUGGUAGUCUGUCACAAUCCGGGUAUUGUUCAUUCCUAUCUGAAGUCUGGUGAAAAUUGUGGAGAAUUAGUAGAAGACACUGUUCCCUCACCUCGUGCUGUCGUGAUACCAGCAGCAGCAGGCAACAUAACUCAGGACAACAGUAUGUUGCAAAAAUCAAUUAUGAAAAGUUCAUCUCGAAAAUUUGUCAAAUCUCGAUACAAGCAAGCUGCUGCAAAUAUUGUUGUCGCAGGCAGCAGUUCAAAAAAUAAUUCGUCGACAGCAAGUCGAUCAAAAUCUAGAUCGAUCGAAAAAUCGAAAGAGGACACAUUCACAAAUUAUAGUUUGAAAACUCCAAAACCGAACCUGGGUCCUGGUAUCACCUCAACACCUUCAUACGAACACCCACCUCGACCAGUGCUUGACUGGAACGCAUCUACUAUUGAGAGAAGUCGAAAUUCAAAUUAUAGUCCUGCAGAAACGGCUCGUAUGCGAAAAGUCAGUGAAUAUUUUGACGACUCAGAAAUUGAUGAUGAAGAAAUACUUUAUUGUCGCUACUUACAAUGGCAUUUUCUGGGAUUAACAAAAGAGGAAGAGAUGCAACUAAAACACCAACAGGCAACGUCAGAACUUACUUUUUUACACAAUAAAAAUGCGGAAUUAGCUGAAGAAGUUGAACAAUUGAAUGAAGAAAUUAGCAAACUAGAACAUCACUGUGAAUUAGAGAAACAUCUUGAUAUUCAACAAGCAGGAUUAGCUCCCGUAGUCGAUAAACUUCCAUCUAUUUUAGGUCCAUAUAAAACACUUGCGGAUAAUCUGGAUACAACAUGUCACAACUUUCCACUGACUGGUGCUUAUAUUCCUGAUGAAGAUGAUUUAGAAUGUACAUUGGAUGAAACAAGAAAUUUACUCGGACAAAUUAACAUUCUAACACAUUCACAGGCGCCUGUCAUGGAAGAAAUGUCUCAAAAGACCCAAGCCCUCGGUAAAAAUUGCCAAAGAAAUGCAGAAACUGUUGUUGCAGCAAAGAAUGAGCUGGCCCAGGAAACAUCAGCUGCACUUGAGAAAGCUAGUCUUAUUUCUCAACUGUAUUGGUUUCAAGGAUAUUGCAGUUGAUCAUCACCUUGCAUCUGCAGAAAUAUUUAAAAGUGCUGUUGGGUAUAGGGCUGUUUGUUCCUAACUUGACAUCAGUUAAAAAUUCAGAUCAUCAUAUUUGAGUGAAGCAGAUUCACAUUUUAUUUUAAGAUUUGAGUUGUUUGUGUCAAAGUCUUACAUAAAAUUAUUUGAAAUA